AUGGUGGAAGUGCACAGCCUAAUGGCUUCUGCAUCCUAUGAUAUGACAGUGCGAAUAUGGGAUGUUGGCUCAGGAAGACAUGUUACAACCAUACCUCAUUCUGAUUCGCAAGUCAAUGCUAUGGCAUUCACUCCAAACGGUUAUCAAUUAGCCGUUGCUGGUUUCCAGAAAGUUCGGAUAUAUGAUAUGACAACCUUAAAACCUCCAAAUCAUAUCAACCCUAUUGUGUGCUUCGAGCAGAUUAUGAAAAAUGUCACCGCUAUUGGUUUUGAAGCUCAAAGCAGGUGGAUGUUCACCGGAGGAGAAGACCAUUCCUGCCGAGUGUACGAAAUGAGAGUAAAUCAGCUAGUCUGUCAGAGAGUAUUUGAUAAUCUCGACCCAGUGACGAGUGUGGUUAUCCAUGGAAAUCAAGUGGAGCUGUUUAUUGCUGACCAAGCAGGACAGGUCUACGUAUGGGAUUUACGGCGUGAUGGUCAUACACAGCUCCCAAUGCCACCCCUUUCCUAUCAGGAAUUCGUCACGAACCUCGCUAUUCAUCCAUCAGCCAACAUGCUUGCGGGUAUAACAAAUAGAGGAUAUCUGAUAGUCUGGGAUCUCAGCAACGGUUCUGAUGAAUGGGCUCAGAAACAGAACUACAUAGAAAGAACUACCGAAACCGUUGCAAGGUUGAGGCUUGACGACAGCGGAAAACAUCUUAUUCAUAAGUCCUAUGGACUAAGUUGCAAGUAUUCUCCCGAUGGACGUACCCUCGUAACGACGGGUGCUGACAAUACCAUCCACGUGCUGGAAUCGCAUGACUGUACCCAGAAGUCGAACAUAGACGCUGGAUGUGACUGGAACUGGAACUCAGCAUUCACGUGCGAUUCACGAUUGCUUUUCACUGGUGGAUCCGACAAUCGUGUUAAACUCUGGGAUGUGGAAUCCAGCCAAAUGGUAAUGAAAUACGAUGGCCAUACAAAGCCUAUAACAGCACUGUGUGUGUCUGAUGUUCCUAUGAGGUAG
Messenger RNA from Necator americanus (New World hookworm), 1002 nucleotides. RefSeq lists its product as uncharacterized. The record is from RefSeq and is a predicted model, not a curated record. Gene Ontology annotation, molecular function: protein binding. Gene Ontology annotation, biological process: TOR signaling; regulation of actin cytoskeleton organization. The coding region runs from base 1 to 1002 and encodes 333 amino acids. Lineage: Eukaryota; Metazoa; Nematoda; Chromadorea; Rhabditida; Ancylostomatidae. The transcript has 9 exons. Gene Ontology annotation, cellular component: TORC1 complex; TORC2 complex.